Messenger RNA from Nilaparvata lugens (brown planthopper), 873 nucleotides. RefSeq lists its product as uncharacterized. Gene Ontology annotation, biological process: chromatin remodeling. Gene Ontology annotation, cellular component: nucleus. The record is from RefSeq and is a predicted model, not a curated record. The transcript has a single exon. Bases 1 to 873 code for a protein of 290 amino acids. Gene Ontology annotation, molecular function: catalytic activity. Lineage: Eukaryota; Metazoa; Arthropoda; Insecta; Hemiptera; Delphacidae.
AUGAAAGUAACCACGGAAGGUCGAAACACAGAGAUUAUAAAAGUGUAUGCACCACAGACAGGGUGUGAUGAUGCAGAAAAAACACAAUUCCAAAACGAUCUUGAGCAGGAACUAACAAGGGAUAACAUCCUAAUAAUAGGAGAUCUGAACGCACAAGUGGGAGAGGACAGAAGAGGAUUCGAAACUGUGUUGGGACCAUUCGGGUAUGGACGGCGAAAUACAGAAGGCGAACAGCUGUUGGAUCUGUGCAUCCGAAAUAAUCUCAUUAUAAAAAACUCCUGGUUCAAAAAGAGAUUGGCGCAUAAGAUUACGAGAUACAGCUGGAACGGUGAACAGAAGACACUCAUUGAUUAUGUGAUAGCGGAUAGGGAGGCCGGGAAAAGUGUAAUUGAUGUUAAGGUGAUACCGAGCGAGAACCUGGACAGCGACCACCGACUACUGGUAACGGAGCUGAAACAUCAUAUUGUGAAGGAAGUCAGGAACAGGAAAAUGCCAAGAAUCAAAACCUGGGAACUGGAUAAGGUGGAGAAAAGAACGGAAUUCAGAGCCAGGAUCGUGGAACAGUUACCAAGAGGUGCAAUAGGAGAUGUGGAAGCAGAAUGGAACACCUUUAAAACAUGUCUAGUCGAAACUGCAACCAAAGUAUGUGGGAAAACUAGUGAAAAAGUUAGAGAUAAAGAAACUAAGUGGUGGAAUGAUAGAGUUAGGAUAGCUAUAAAAGAUAGAAAUAAGGCGAGAAGAGCGAGAGACAAAGAGAAACAGAAGACAAAUAAGUGUGACCAACUAGUCAAUGAAUUGGAGGCGGUCUAUAGAGAAAAGAAAUUGAGUGCAAAGAGAAGGAGGUGUGCUGGAGGGUGUUUACUGACAGGAUAG